This is a messenger RNA of Pecten maximus, 3204 nucleotides long. RefSeq lists its product as uncharacterized. The transcript has 2 exons. Bases 1 to 3204 code for a protein of 1067 amino acids. NCBI's taxonomy places the organism in Eukaryota, Metazoa, Mollusca, Bivalvia, Pectinida, Pectinidae. The record is from RefSeq and is a predicted model, not a curated record.
AUGCAUAGUCGACAACCCCUGUCCGGCCAUGUACACGCAGACGGAGCCCUGUCCGGCCAUCUACACGCAAACAGAGCCCUGAUCAGUCAUUUACACCCAAACGGAGCCCUGACCAGUAAUGUACACGCAAUAGGGGCCCUGACCAGUCAUGUACACCCAAACGGAGCCCUGGCCAGUCAUGUACACGUAAACGGGGCCCUGACCAGUCAUAUACACACAAACGGGGCCCUGACCAGUCAUAUACACACAAACGGGGCCCUGACCAGUCAUGUACACACAAACGGGGCCCUAACCAGUCAUGUACACGUAAACGGAGCACUGAUCAGUCAUUUACACCCAAACGGAGCCCUGACCAGUCAUAUACACACAAACGGAGCCCUGGCCAGUCAUGUACACGCAAACGGAGCCCUGGCCAGUCAUGUAUACGCAAACGGAGCCCAGACCAGUCAUUUACACCCAAACGGAGCCCAGACCAGUCAUGUACACCCAAACGGAGCCCUGGCCAGUCAUGUACACGCAAACGGAGCACUGACCAGUAAUUUACACCCAAAUGGAGCCCUGACCAGUCAUAUACACACAAACGGGGCCCUGACCAGUCAUGUACACGCAAACGGAGCCCUGACCAGUCAUGUACACGCAAACGGAGCCCUGACCAGUCAUAUACACACAAACGGGGCCCUGACCAGUCAUGUACACCCAAAUGGAGCACUGACCAGUCAUUUACACCCAAACGGAGCCCUGACCAGUCAUUUACACCCAAACGGAGCCCUGACCAGUCAUUUACACCCAAACGGAGCCCUGGCCAGUCAUUUACACCCAAACAGAGCCCUGAUCAGUCAUUUACACCCAAACGGAGCCCUGACCAGUAAUGUACACGCAAUAAGGGCCCUGACCAGUCAUGUACACCCAAACGGAGCCCUGGCCAGUCAUGUACACGUAAACGGGGCCCUGACCAGUCAUAUACACACAAACGGGGCCCUGACCAGUCAUAUACACACAAACGGGGCCCUGACCAGUCAUGUACACGCAAACGGAGCCCUGGCCAGUCAUGUAUACGCAAACGGAGCCCAGACCAGUCAUUUACACCCAAACGGAGCCCAGACCAGUCAUGUACACCCAAACGGAGCCCUGGCCAGUCAUGUACACGCAGACGGAGCACUGACCAGUAAUUUACACCCAAAUGGAGCCCUGACCAGUCAUAUACACACAAACGGGGCCCUGACCAGUCAUAUACACGCAAACGGAGCCCUGACCAGUCAUGUACACGCAAACGGGGCCCUGUCUGGCCAUGUACACGCAAACGGAGCCCUGACCAGUCAUGUACACGCAAACGGAGCCCUGACCAGUCAUGUACACGCAAACGGGGCCCUGACCAGUCAUGUACACGCAAACGGAGCCCUGACCAGUCAUAUACACACAAACGGGGCCCUGACCAGUCAUGUACACCCAAAUGGAGCACUGACCAGUCAUGUACACGCAAACGGGGCCCUGGCCAGUCAUGUACACGCAAACGGAGCCCUGGCCAGUCAUGUAUACGCAAACGGAGCCCAGACCAGUCAUUUACACCCAAACGGAGCCCAGACCAGUCAUGUACACCCAAACGGAGCCCUGGCCAGUCAUGUACACGCAAACGGAGCACUGACCAGUAAUUUACACCCAAAUGGAGCCCUGACCAGUCAUAUACACACAAACGGGGCCCUGACCAGUCAUGUACACGCAAACGGAGCCCUGACCAGUCAUGUACACGCAAACGGGGCCCUGUCUGGCCAUGUACACGCAAACGGAGCCCUGACCAGUCAUGUACACGCAAACGGAGCCCUGACCAGUCAUGUACACGCAAACGGGGCCCUGACCAGUCAUGUACACGCAAACGGAGCCCUGACCAGUCAUAUACACACAAACGGGGCCCUGACCAGUCAUGUACACCCAAAUGGAGCACUGACCAGUCAUUUACACCCAAACGGAGCCCUGACCAGUCAUUUACACCCAAACGGAGCCCUGACCAGUCAUUUACACCCAAACGGAGCCCUGGCCAGUCAUUUACACCCAAACAGAGCCCUGAUCAGUCAUUUACACCCAAACGGAGCCCUGACCAGUAAUGUACACGCAAUAAGGGCCCUGACCAGUCAUGUACACCCAAACGGAGCCCUGGCCAGUCAUGUACACGUAAACGGGGCCCUGACCAGUCAUAUACACACAAACGGGGCCCUGACCAGUCAUAUACACACAAACGGGGCCCUGGCCAGUCAUGUACACGCAAACGGAGCCCUGGCCAGUCAUGUAUACGCAAACGGAGCCCAGACCAGUCAUUUACACCCAAACGGAGCCCAGACCAGUCAUGUACACCCAAACGGAGCCCUGGCCAGUCAUGUACACGCAGACGGAGCACUGACCAGUAAUUUACACCCAAAUGGAGCCCUGACCAGUCAUAUACACACAAACGGGGCCCUGACCAGUCAUAUACACGCAAACGGAGCCCUGACCAGUCAUGUACACGCAAACGGGGCCCUGUCUGGCCAUGUACACGCAAACGGAGCCCUGACCAGUCAUGUACACGCAAACGGAGCCCUGACCAGUCAUGUACACGCAAACGGGGCCCUGACCAGUCAUGUACACGCAAACGGAGCCCUGACCAGUCAUAUACACACAAACGGGGCCCUGACCAGUCAUGUACACCCAAAUGGAGCACUGACCAGUCAUGUACACGCAAACGGGGCCCUGACCAGUCAUGUACACGCAAACGGAGCACUGACCAGUCAUGUACACGCAAACGGGGCCCUGACCAGUCAUGUACACGCAAACGGAGCCCUGACCAGUCAUGUAUACGCAAACGGGGCCCUGACCAGUCAUUUACACGCAAACGGAGCCCUGACCAGUCAUGUACACGCAAACGGGGCCCUGACCAGUCAUGUACACGCAAACGGGGCCCUGACCAGUCAUUUACACGCAAACGGAGCCCUGGCCAGGCAUGUACACGAAAACGGAGCCCUGGCCGGCUAUGUACACCCAAACGGAGCCCUGACCAGUCAUUUACACCCAAACGGAGCCCUGACCAGUCAUGUACACGCAAACGGAGCCCUGACCAGUCAUUUACACGCAAACGGAGUCCUGUCCGGCUAUGUACACCCAAACGGAGCCCUGAUCGGCCAUGUUCACGCAAAUGGAGCUCUGUCCUAUCAAAAACAACCUAGUACAGAUCGUUAG